Messenger RNA from Poeciliopsis prolifica (blackstripe livebearer), 1614 nucleotides. It is a transcript of the gene cln5, whose product is annotated as CLN5 intracellular trafficking protein. The record is from RefSeq and is a predicted model, not a curated record. Gene Ontology annotation, molecular function: hydrolase activity, acting on glycosyl bonds. Gene Ontology annotation, cellular component: lysosome; lysosomal membrane. The transcript is spliced from 4 exons. Bases 93 to 1076 code for a protein of 327 amino acids. Gene Ontology annotation, biological process: lysosome organization. Lineage: Eukaryota; Metazoa; Chordata; Actinopteri; Cyprinodontiformes; Poeciliidae.
GUGGGCUUGGAGAGGAAGAGUCAUGUGAAAACAAUCAACCGUGACUGUCUCGGUAUUUCAGGUUUUAUCUGUCGGGCUGCGUCGUGUCCCGCAUGGAGCUCUCCGUGUGCGUGAAGCUGCUCCUCUCCCUUCACGCUGUCGCUCAGCUGCGGGCAGACGGACGACAGCGGUGGCCUGUUCCCUACAGGCGCUUUGACCGGCGACCUCCUGUGGACCCGUACUGCGACGCUCUCUACCCCUUCUGCCCCACUGGAGACCGUGAUGGACGCUUUCCCUCCAUACGAGACAGCGACGUGGUCUCUGUCUACCGGCUGCAGACGCCUGUGUGGGAAUUCAAGUACGGAGAUGUGCUGGGGAAGUUCCACAUCAUGCACGACGCCAUCGGCUUCAGCAGCCUGGAGACUGGAGCCAACUACACCAUGGAGUGGUACGAGCUUUUCCAGCUGGGCAACUGCACGUUCCCUCACCUCCGCCCGGAGAUGUUCGCCCCCUUCUGGUGCAACCAGGGAGCUGCCUGCUUCUUCGAGGGCAUCGAUGACGUGCACUGGUCGCAGAACGGGACCCUGGAGAAAAUAGGAGAAGUGACAGGGAGUCAGUUCAACGCGAUGGCUCAGUGGGUGCAGGACGACAACGAGACCGGGAUCUACUACGAGACCUGGACCGUUCGCUCUGACCCCGGUCCGAACGCAACGGUGUGGUUCGAGUCGUACGACUGCUCCCAGUUCGUCCAUCGCACGUACAAGAAGCUGACCGAGCUGGGAGCCAAGCUGUCCAGCCGCUCGCAGACCAACUACACCAAGAUCUAUCUGUUCAGCGGAGAGCCCAGGUACCUGGGCAACGACAGCGCCAUAUUCGGGCAACCGGCGCUGAAAAACCUCGCGACGGACAUCCGGCAGUUUUACCACACGUUCAGGCCGCACCAGUCGAUCUUCGACCUCGCUUUCAGCCUGCUGGAGGCUUACAAGGAGGUUGUGCUGGACAAGAGUUUCUACCUGUAUUACAACUUUGAGUACUGGCACCUGCCAAUGAAACAUCCAUACGUGCAGAUCACGUAUGAAGAGGUGCCUUUGCCUUAACAACCAACCUGUUUCCUUGAAAAUGUCUUUUAAGUUUACAAUUCAUGACUAGUCCUGCCAGCAUUUGCUAACUUUCAUGCUGAGUUGGUUGUUUUAACACAGUAACACUUUCCCUUCUCCCCUUCUCUGCAGGAAAGCACGCUGCUAUGAUUUCACCUUUUAAAAUAUUUGUUGUGGGUGGGUGAAUGAUCCUUGUCUGACCUCUAGGUGGAGACAUUGUUUAAACAAAACCUGAUCUAACCUGAUCUAAUUGUAUCUAAUAAGUAUAUGGAGAUGCCAUAGAUGUACAAUUUCAAACCUCACAGACAAAUAAAAGAAAGUGUUGAAAGAGCUGAUUUAAAUAAAAAUGGCCAUAGUUACAUCUGAUGUACCAGGCAUACCUGAUAAAAUUGUCCUUAAAUCUACUUCAAAGAUUUAUUCCAACCAACGUUCCAAGUAUUUUUUGCAACUAGUAGCAUUGCUCUCAGCAUCCAUAACAGUUUCACAUAUGUAUUAUUUUCUAAGUAACUUUUUAUGUUGAUCAAAUUGUCUGGAAAGU